AUGAGGGUUCAAUCUCUUUUCCGAGCGCAAUCGCUCGCCACGAGCAGUCUCCGCUGUUCUGCUCGGUCGGCUGCCAGAACGCCGUCACGAUGCGCUCUCUCGACGAUUGCGGCAACGCGCACACCUUAUACCAAUGGAACCAAGACCGACACAUGGAUAGGCAGUCAAACAACACAGCCACAGCGAAGAUGGCAGUCUGCGGCCGCCCAAGUGUUGGAGCAGGCCAAGGAAGACCCGUCUACCUUGACGCAAGAGAAAAUUGUCGAGAACCUAGACCCUGUCGAAUGGGAGCGACUAUCGAGAGUACGAAACAUUGGCAUCGCAGCACACAUCGACUCUGGAAAGACGACCGCCACCGAACGCGUCCUCUUCUACACCGGCCGAAUCAACGCUAUACACGAAGUCCGAGGCAAAGAUGCCGUGGGUGCGAAGAUGGACUCUAUGGAUCUCGAGCGUGAGAAGGGUAUCACUAUCCAAUCCGCUGCGACUUUCUGUGACUGGAUCAAGAAGAACGACGAAGGCAAGGAGGAGAAAUACCACAUCAAUUUGAUUGAUACACCCGGCCAUAUCGACUUUACCAUCGAGGUGGAGAGAGCGCUGCGCGUCCUCGAUGGAGCUGUCAUGAUUCUUUGUGCUGUUAGUGGUGUGCAGAGUCAGACCAUCACCGUCGACAGGCAGAUGAGGCGAUACAAUAUUCCUAGGAUUUCUUUCGUGAACAAGAUGGACCGUAUGGGCGCCAACCCAUGGAAGGCUGUCGACCAAAUUAACCAGAAGCUUCGCAUUCCUGCUGCGGCCCUCCAAGUACCCAUUGGACGUGAGGACGGCUUUUUGGGCGUCGUAGAUCUGGUCAGGAUGAAGGCGAUUUACAACGAAGGACCCAAGGGUGAAGUUAUUCGGGAGACGGACGAAAUCCCUGCGGAUAUCGUUGAGCUCUGCAAGGAGAAGAGACAAAAGCUCAUCGAGACACUUGCCGAUGUCGAUGACGAGAUCGCAGAGCUCUUCUUGGACGAGCAGGAACCAACGAUCCCCCAGAUCAAGGCUGCAAUUCGACGAGCUACCAUUUCUCUCAAGUUCACCCCAGUCAUGAUGGGUUCAGCACUUGCAGACAAGUCUGUUCAACCGAUGCUCGACGCCGUUUGCGAUUACCUACCGAACCCUUCCGAAGUCGAGAACAUGGCAUUGGACAAGAAGCGAGCGGAAGCUCCUGUCAAGCUGGUCUCUUACAACUCGUUGCCAUUUGUCGGUCUGGCUUUCAAGUUGGAAGAGAGCAGUUUUGGACAGUUGACGUACAUCCGUGUGUACCAGGGUACCUUGAGAAAGGGCAUGAACGUAUUCAAUGCGAGGUCAGACAAGAAGGUUAGGAUUCCAAAGAUUGUGCGCAUGCACUCCAACGAUAUGGAGGAGAUUCCCGAGAUUGGUGCUGGAGAAAUCUGCGCCGUAUUUGGUGUCGACUGCGCGUCUGGGGAUACCUUCACUGAUGGUGGCCUCGGAUACACUAUGACCUCCAUGUUCGUCCCCGAACCCGUCAUCUCGCUGUCAAUCAAGCCCAAGCACACCAAGGACACACCGAACUUCAGCAAGGCCAUGAGCCGAUUCACGCGCGAAGACCCUACUUUCCGAGUCCACACUGAUACCGAGUCGCAAGAGACCAUUAUUUCUGGUAUGGGAGAAUUGCACCUCGAUAUCUACGUGGAGCGCAUGCGCCGUGAAUACCGCGUCGAGUGCGAGACUGGACAACCACAAGUCGCCUACCGCGAGACAAUUACCAAGCGCGUCAACUUUGACCACACACUCAAGAAGCAGAGUGGUGGAUCAGGAGACUUCGCCCGUGUAGUAGGCUGGAUGGAGCCGAGCGAAGCCCUAGGCGAGAACAAGUUUGAGCAGCAAAUUUCUGGUGGCACGAUUUCCGAAAAGUUCCUCUUUGCCUGUGAAAAGGGUUUCAUGGCCUCAACAGCCAAGGGACCACUUCUCGGCCACAAGGUCCUGGGUACUUCCAUGGUCAUCAACGACGGAGCUACCCACGCUGUCGAUUCUUCGGAAAUGGCUUUCAAGAAUGCUACACAACAGGCUUUCCGCAAAGCCUUCCAAGCUGGUGCGCCACAGGUCCUUGAACCGCUUAUGAAGACCACCAUUACCGCGCCCAACGAGUUCCAGGGUUCCGUUGUUGGUCUGCUGAACAAGCGUAACGCUGUUAUCAACGAUACAGAGAUUGGUCCUGAGGACUUUACCGUCUACGCGGAUUGUAGUUUGAACAGCAUGUUUGGCUUCAGUAGUCAGUUGCGUGCUAGUACGCAGGGUAAGGGAGAGUUCAGCAUGGAGUUUAGCCAUUACAGUCCUGCGCCGCCGCAGUUGCAGAAGGAGCUCGUGGCUAAGUACGAAAAAGAACAAAAGGACAAGAAUGCUUGA
Alternaria arborescens is the source of this 2406-nucleotide messenger RNA. Its product is annotated as Elongation factor G. The record is from RefSeq and is a predicted model, not a curated record. Gene Ontology annotation, molecular function: GTPase activity; translation elongation factor activity; GTP binding. The transcript has 3 exons. Gene Ontology annotation, biological process: mitochondrial translational elongation. The coding region runs from base 1 to 2406 and encodes 801 amino acids. Gene Ontology annotation, cellular component: mitochondrion. NCBI's taxonomy places the organism in Eukaryota, Fungi, Ascomycota, Dothideomycetes, Pleosporales, Pleosporaceae.